This is a messenger RNA of Chaetomium globosum CBS 148.51, 666 nucleotides long. Its product is annotated as ribosome biogenesis protein RLP24. Gene Ontology annotation, biological process: ribosomal large subunit biogenesis. Bases 1 to 666 code for a protein of 221 amino acids. The record is from RefSeq and is a predicted model, not a curated record. Gene Ontology annotation, cellular component: nucleolus. The transcript has 2 exons. NCBI's taxonomy places the organism in Eukaryota, Fungi, Ascomycota, Sordariomycetes, Sordariales, Chaetomiaceae.
AUGCGUGUCGACAAUUGUUUCUUUUGCGGGCGGCCCGCGUGGCCCAGCAAGGGCAUCACUUUUAACAGGAAUGACGGCAAAUCCUUCCGGUUCUGCCGCUCCAAGUGCCACAAGAACUUCAAGAUGAAGCGCAACCCCCGCAAGCUCAAGUGGACCAAGGCAUACCGCAAGAACGCGGGUAAGGAGAUGGUGGUGGACAGCACGCUGCAGUUCGCGGCGCGGCGCAACGUGCCCGUGCGGUACGACCGCGAGCUCUUCGCCAAGACGCUCAAGGCCAUGGAGCGCAUCAGCGAGAUCCGGUCGCGGCGCGAGCGCAUCUUCUACAAGAAGCGCAUGGCCGGCAAGCGCGCCCGCGAGGUCGCCGCCGCCCGCAAGCUCGUCGCCGACAACGAGCACCUGCUGCCCCGCCUGCGCGGCAGCGAGAAGAAGCGCCUGGCCGAGCUGGCCGCCGAGCAGGGCGUCGACGUCGAGGACCUCGAGCGCGAGGAGCUGGCCACCCUGCGCAGCAGCAAGAAGACCAAGGCCUUUGGCGGCGAGACGCGCAGGCUCCGCGUGCGCACCGACGGCGGGGUCGAGGAGAUCACCGAGGCGAUGGCUGGGCAUAUGCACGAGGGCAUGGAGGACGACGACGAGGACGACGAGGACGACGAUAUGGAUACCGAUUAA